AUGCUUGAUCUCUUUGCAUCUUUGUUCUAUCUUUCUAUUGCAAAGGGAGCAGAUGUCAAUGCACAUAAAACGGGUGCAUUGGGGAUCCCUUUGCAUUGUGCUGCUUGGCACGGCCACUAUGAUGUUGCCAAGGAGCUCAUAUCGAGUGGCUCUGACAUUAAUGCAUUGUCAUGGGACUCUAGAUCACCAUUACACUAUGCAGCUGGAAACCAACAUGUCAACGUAUCAGAGUUGCUCAUCACUAGUGGUGCCAACAUCAAUCAACGUAACAAAGAUGGUUAUACUCCCCUACAAUAUUUUAAAGAUCAAUCAACUGAAUCAAGACUUUUAAAAUUAGCUAAUUCAAAUCCUACUUCUUCAUCAUCAUCAACAUCAAAUACAAGUACAAGUACAAAGGGAGGAGGAGAGUUUAUAACAAAACCAUUACCUAUCAAUGGUUUGAUAUUAUCACCACGGUCUGAUAAUUGUAUUGACCGAGUACAAUAUGUUGGGGAGAGAUCAUCGAUCAUCUAUAUCAACAAUAAUACCAAUGAAGAGAUGAUGAUUCAUUAUGGAGCGGUCUAUUACAACUCACACUAUCGACAAUGGAUGGGUUCUGAUCGAGGAUUGGGUGAGAUCAAACCAGGUACGUCAAAGGGAAUUUGUUUGAAUCGAUCGGUUGGAGGUGACAAUGUCAAGUGGUUUGCAGUAGUCUUUACCAAAAAGAAUUGGUUUAAUUGCAAUGUGAUAGAGUUUCAUAAGUGUACACCUAUACAAAAGGAUGUGGAAGUGGCUGCUAGAAAGGCAAUCAAAAGUGUAGCCAUACAAUGGAGAGAUGCUUGGGUUGAUGGAACUAUCGCUGACAUGGACAAAAACAUAGAAUCUCUAUCAAGACAAAUGUAG
Cavenderia fasciculata is the source of this 882-nucleotide messenger RNA. RefSeq lists its product as uncharacterized. Gene Ontology annotation, molecular function: protein binding. Gene Ontology annotation, cellular component: cytoplasm; nucleus. The record is from RefSeq and is a predicted model, not a curated record. Lineage: Eukaryota; Evosea; Eumycetozoa; Acytosteliales; Cavenderiaceae. The transcript has a single exon. The coding region runs from base 1 to 882 and encodes 293 amino acids.